Messenger RNA from Pseudomyrmex gracilis, 1833 nucleotides. RefSeq lists its product as uncharacterized. NCBI's taxonomy places the organism in Eukaryota, Metazoa, Arthropoda, Insecta, Hymenoptera, Formicidae. The coding region runs from base 35 to 1372 and encodes 445 amino acids. The record is from RefSeq and is a predicted model, not a curated record. The transcript is spliced from 4 exons.
AAAAAAAUUAUUAUCUGAGUCAGUAUAUUUAUUCAUGUAUGUAGCGCGGAAUAGGAGGGCAAGCGUACGAUUCAGUUGUCAGUUUCCUUUUGCAUGUCGUUAUAAAAUGACGCUCAGAUCUCUAUCUCCCAGUUUUGGGAAUAAAAUAACAAAACCUUUGGCGAACGAAAGUGAAAACUCAAACGAAUGUGAAAAACAAGUGUUGCUAAUGAAAAGCACAUUUGAUCCGAAAUUGUUUCCCGAUGAUUUCGAUACGUGGACUACAAAAGAACAAUACAAAUGGAUAAACGGAAAUCUUCGAAAGUUUUAUCCAAAUAUGCCGGAAACGUUAUUGGGACACGUGACCGCUAUCUUUCGCCAAAUUAAGUUUGAUCGAUCUCCGGUGGAGACGCCCGAAUGGCUGGAUAUAGAAAAGUAUCGCAGAGGACAAAAGCUUGUACGAGAAAAUGUUUCGGCAAUUACUGUCAGCAAACUGAUAAGUAUCGUUCACGUGUAUUGUUUCAUCGAUGCUCUAAAACCGAUUAUUAUAGGAGGAAACAGUCAUACGCUACAAUUGGGUUUCAAAAGAUACUUGUCGACUAUGAGGCGAAUAUCCAGCUGGUAUUUUGGAGAACCUUGGGUCAAAGGAACGCAAGCCUACAAAGACAUGCAAAUUGCGAAUAAAUAUCAUUUGUUAAUGAGGAACAAAUUGUGCCAACUCGAUAACGAGCAAAUUGACGCCGCGGCCACACUCGCGGAGUUACGAUGUUCGGAUCACGAGAUGCUUUUGAAAGAUUUUGCCGCUGCGUGUCCUUUUGAGAAACCCGGACAGUGUAUUUUCCCUUUAGAUAACUCGCCGUACAAACCGAAAGGUAUAAAUAAUACGGACAUAGCAGUCACGCAGGCUAGUUUUGUGAGCAUGAUCGUUCUUCGUCCGCAAGACUUGGGAGUGCACAAUGCAACCGACGAAGAUAUAGAAGCCUUCUGUCACAUGUGGAGAUGCUAUGGAUAUUAUCUUGGAUUAGAGGACGAGUACAACUUUUGUCGUGGCAAUUUGGCAGAAAUAAAACAACGCUUACGGGAUUAUAACGAAUAUUGGGUGAAGCCUUGUCUUAAGAAUGCCACGGUCGAAUGGGAGCACAUGACGAAAUGCUUGAUCGAGCCUAUGAAUUUCUAUCCUUACGUGUAUAUGCCUUACAAGUCCAUGUUACUGAUCGCCAUGGAUUUAUUAGAUUUAAAUAUGACGCGUUUGUACGCGUCUCUCAGUUAUUCAGAAUGGAUCGCUUACAAGAUUUACAAAUUUAUUUUAAAAUAUGGUUUGAAGGUGUCUAUUGUAAGAGAAGUUUUCAACAAAUUUAUAAUUGGCAUAUUACAUGAAACAAAAUUCAAUUGAAAGUAAUCAAAGAAUUUCUUCUUAUUUUGACAUUGGUGAACAAUUAUCACUCAAUAUUUGUUUAUUACUGUGUAAGACUUUCUUAAUCGCGUUAAAUGUAUAUUUUUGUUUUUUUUUUUUUUUUUUUUUUGUGUAGAAUUUGACAGAGUUAUUUUCUGCACAACAUAUCACUUAUAAACAUUAUGAUUUUUUAAAUUACUUAUUUCUCGUCUACGCUCUGAAGAAGACCAGAAAUGUUAGACAUCAAAUUUAUUUUUAUAAAAAUUAUUUAUAAAUAAAGACAUUUUUAGCAUUAAAAAUUAUUUAUUUUAGAUCUACUUUUAAAAUGUGAUUGUCUUUAUUAUAUGUUAAAAGAGAAAAUAUGGGAGUCGAAGUACGUUAACAUCGCAAUGACUUGUUACUGCUGUGUGAUAUUGUCAUAUAAGUAAGAAAUAAAGAUUGUCCCAAAAUCGUUAUCAAAA